UAACUUGACCAAUCAUAUUAUCAUGCUUCAUCUUGAUCCUUAUAUUACCUACUAUAUUGAUGGUAGUUAUGGUGUGACACCUAUUUCCGGUGAAAUUAGUGCCUCUUUGGUCCAGCUCCAAUAUUUGGAGUAUUUGAAUCUUAGUUACAAUGAUUUCACUAAAAUCCCAAAGUUUAUAGGAGCCUUCACAAAUCUCAAAUAUCUUGAUUUGUCAGAUAAUUCUAUAACUGGAAAUAUUCCUUCAGAACUUGGAAACCUCACCAAGUUACGUUAUCUUGAUUUUUCAUGGAAUUAUAUAACUGGAAAUAUUCCUUCAGAACUGGGAAACCUCACCAACUUACGUAUUCUUGACCUUAGUCACUAUAGUGGUUUGACUGCUAAUAGUUUCAAAUGGCUUUCUCACCUCUCUUAUCUGAGAAUCUUUAAACUGGGUGGUACAAACUUCAGUAAAGCCAAAGACUGGUUUCAUUCAUUUAAAACAGCUCCCUCCUUAUCAACCUUAGAGCUAGUUUAUUGUCAAUUUCCAGAGCUAGAUGAUUCCUCUUUUUCUCAUAUCACAAACUCUACCAAUUCUAUCACAACUCUCGAUGUCUUUAGUGCAUUUGGGUCUACAACAGUUUCUCGCUUGCUUAAUUUGAGCAAUAAUCUUGUUGAUCUCUCUCUGGAUGGUUAUUAUUAUUUCAAUAUCGAAAGUAGUCCUAUUCCAAUUCCAGAUUCUUUUGACAAUUUGAAAUAUCUAAGGCAUUUAAAUUUGGGUGGAUUUGAUGGGGAAGUGCCGAAAUCUAUAGGGAGUCUUUGCAGGCUUCAAGAAUUACAUUUGUCCUAUAAUGAAUUCAAUUCCACCAUCAUUGAUAUCUUGGAAAGCCUCCUUGAUUGCAAUAACAACUCGUUAGAAAUUCUUAAUUUGUCUCGGAAUAGUCUAAUUGGACCACUGCCUAGAGAUUUGUCAAGAUUUUUGCACUUGAGAGAGUUGUAUGUAUCAGACAAUAAGUUCAGUGAUACUUUACCAGAGAGUAUCGGCAAGCUCACUAGUCUUGAGUUAUUAGACAUUUCCAAUAAUUCUUUCAGCGGAUUUGUCUCUGAAACACACCUUGAGAAACUCUCCAAAUUGAAACACCUUGACUUAUCUUCCAACUCUUUAACUUUGAAAAUGAACAUCACAUGGGUUCCUCCUUUUCAACUCCAAUAUAUCAAUUUGAAAUCUUGCAUGAUAGGUUCACAAUUUCCUUCUUGGCUUCAAACACAGUCAAAUAUUUCAUAUAUUGAUUUAUCUUCCAAUCUUAUCAAAAGCACCUUGCCAAAUAGUCUAUUGGAAUCUAAUAAUAAGUCUCCAUACGUUGAUUUAAGCUCUAACAAAUUUCAUGGAUGUAUCCCACCAAAUCUUCUUCUCAAAGCAAGUGUAUUAUUUCUUUCCAACAAUACUCUCACAUGUUUUGAGCCUCUCUUUUGCGAUCAAAUUGAUGGAACAAUGCAGCAUCUUGAUCUUUCUAAUAACAAGUUAUUUGGAAGCAUUCCAAACUGUUUGUUCCAUUUAUUACGACAUUUGUCCUAUCUCAAUUUGAACAACAAUAGGUUGUCUGGUGUGAUACCAAGCUCAAUAGCUUCCUUGUAUAGAAUUCAAGCACUAGGUUUGAGGAAAAAUAACUUGUCAGGAACUUUACCAUCAUCCAUGAAGAAUUGUACACAAUUGUCACUUCUAGAUGUUGGAGAGAACAGCUUGGCAGGAACUAUACCAAAGUGGAUUGGGGAAAUACUAACAGAUUUGGUUGUUUUGCAACUAAAGUCUAAUCAUUUUUAUGGAGCAAUACCAUCAACUCUUUGCCAUCUACAAUACAUUCAGAUUUUGGACAUUUCCCAUAAUAGGAUAUAUGGAGCUAUCCCAUCUUGUAUGAAUAAUUUCACAUCCAUGGCAGAGAAAUCUGAAGAAUAUGAUGGUCGUAGUGUAUAUUUUGAGAAGUCAAUAAUAUGGAAAGGGAAGGAAUAUGAGAAUAUACAAAAUUUGAAAUUAUUUAGAGUCAUUGACCUUUCAAGUAAUAAAUUGAUUGGAGAGAUACCUAUAGAGUUGACUUAUCUUGUGGGACUAAAUCAGUUGAACUUGUCGAGAAAUAGUUUGGGUGGAGCCAUACCUCAGAACAUUGGGAAUUUAAGUCGACUAGAAUCACUAGAUUUGUCUCAUAACAAUUUUAGUGGAAAAAUUCCUACGGGCUUGGCAGAAUUAUCUUUUUUGGCAUACUUGAAUCUAUCAUUUAAUCAUUUGUCAGGAAAGAUCCCCACAGGUACUCAAUUGCAAAGUUUCGAUGAUUCUUCAUAUGUUGAAAAUUUUGGAUUAUGUGGACUUCCUCUUUUGACUGAAUGCCGUGGAGAUCAUGCAACUUCUAGAAAUCAUGAACUUCAUCAAGAAUGGUUUGAUAUGUCAUGGUUUUUCAUUGGUCUUGAAUUUGGAUUUGCUCUUGGUUUUAUUGGAGUUUGUGGAGCUUCGUUCCUAAACUUUUAUCGAAGACUUGCUUAUUUUCGGUGCUUAAAUAUAUUUGAAGAUUGGCUUUAUGUGAUGAUAAGCGUUAAAGUUUCUAAAUUGAAGAGAUACUUCAAUGCUAAAUGAGUCAUUUUUGGAGAUCUCAUCUUGGAGAGCUGUGGAAAUUAAUGGACGAGAGAACUCGAAAGAGAAGAAUAAAAAUUUAGUGAUUGCUCAUUAAAAUUUCUUUGAGAUAUAUAUGUGUACUAGCUAGUCUAUUUUCAGCUAUAUAUAUAGCAUGUUAUCAUUUGUAUUUCUUUUUUGUUUUUUUUCUUUCUAGUAAAACACUUUAUAUAUGGAUAUGAUAUUUUAUGUAUGAAAUAAAUAAAUGUAUCUUUUUGUUA
This is a messenger RNA of Humulus lupulus (European hop), 2856 nucleotides long. Its product is annotated as receptor-like protein EIX2. The record is from RefSeq and is a predicted model, not a curated record. The transcript is spliced from 2 exons. Lineage: Eukaryota; Viridiplantae; Streptophyta; Magnoliopsida; Rosales; Cannabaceae. The coding region runs from base 23 to 2599 and encodes 858 amino acids. Gene Ontology annotation, molecular function: protein binding.